GUCAGCUAUUGAAUUAAACACACACCGUACGUGCUCAAUAUUUUAUUGUUUGCUUUAUAAAAAACUAUUGCACAGCUAUAAAGGCGCAAAAUUAUAGUUUAAUUGCCAGAAUAACUUACUUCACAAGACUAUUAAGUUAGAGAUAUCAAAGAAAAUUACAGAUUAAAAAUGAAUAAAUUAAUGAUUGUGUUGCUGAUUGUUGCAUUUGCUGAAAUUUCCAUCGCCCACAAAAGAUUCUGUCCUCAAAACAUGAUCUACGAAAGCUGUGGAACUGCGUGUCCUCUAACAUGUGAAUAUCCAGAACCCCGACCUUGCAUAAGAAUGUGUGUUCCUGGUUGUUUCUGUAAAGAUGGAUAUCUUCUUGAUGACAAUGGAAAAUGUGUGACUAAUUGCUAUGAAAUUCCGGCAGAAGAUUUGAUUUAAAUGUUUAAAAAUUUAUUGUAGAUUUAGAAAAAAUAUUGAG
Messenger RNA from Chironomus riparius, 463 nucleotides. NCBI's taxonomy places the organism in Eukaryota, Metazoa, Arthropoda, Insecta, Diptera, Chironomidae. The record is from the annotation of a GenBank genome assembly.